Messenger RNA from Talaromyces marneffei, 1116 nucleotides. RefSeq lists its product as uncharacterized. The record is from RefSeq and is a predicted model, not a curated record. The transcript has 3 exons. NCBI's taxonomy places the organism in Eukaryota, Fungi, Ascomycota, Eurotiomycetes, Eurotiales, Trichocomaceae. The coding region runs from base 1 to 1116 and encodes 371 amino acids.
AUGCGGCCUGCUACGUCGUCGUACGUGCUGUACGGCGCAUCAGUGCUCUUUGCAUCCAUAGCGGUAUCAACAUCAGCUUCCACUGGAGUCAAUAGCACCGACAUUGCUCAACAAUAUGGCCAACAAUUACCGUCCGUGGUCCGGAAGAUGAGCGAUGAUGAAGGCGAGAAAUUUUAUUUUGACUAUUGGAGUUGGGAUGGCCCAAACUUAUCGUCCGCUUCAAAGAGAGGCAUUGUCAACACAUCCAUAACAGUGGAACCUCAACCGGCGCUAUUACCGCAUACCAGCACUGAUGCAGAGUCACUGUUGUCCGCCGAGGGAAAACGGGACUACGCCAGAUCCGCAAGAAGGGCUCUUUUCAUGCUCUUGGGUAGAGAUUUCCAAUGUCCCACGGGAUAUACCUGUGUGGCUGGUGGAUGUGCAUUUGUGUCGACAUAUACUGUGACUAGACAGUCAACGACUUUUGUUUCGUCGUCCACGGUGUCGACAGAACCGACUGUACCGACGGUGUCGAUUACUUCAUCUACUACUCAUACAACAACAACAACAACAACAACAACAACAACAACAACAACCUCCUCUUCUAUUUCACCAACAUCCACAGAGACUUCCAGCACCGUAUCCCCUGCAGCACCGGUACGACCUACGACCAGUUCACAAACCACCAUAACAAGCAGCACUCCCUCCUCCACCUCAGUAUCCAGCACAGUCUCAACAUGUCCUACCGGCUUCUACGCAUGCUCUGCCGUCUACGCAGGCGGAUGCUGCCGUACAGGCCGCAAUUGCGACACUACUUCUUGCCCUGCGACACCAUCCACGACACUUAUCAAUACGGAUGGUAUUACUAUUGCUGUUCCUACGGGCAGUGCCGCGACGACUGCCACUGAAAGUAGCGGUUCCUGUGCCACAGGAUGGUUUAGUUGCGCUGCUUCGGCCGGUGGUGGGUGUUGUCCCAAUGGGUAUGUCUGUGGUAGUAGUUGCACGGCGUCAAGUUCAGGGACUGCGACGGCGACUGUUGUCAAGGAACAGCCUGGUGUAGGAGGAAGGUAUAUUGCAAAUAUGUAUUUUGGCGGAUUUAUGGCAUUGUUUGUUACGAUCUGGUUUCAUUGGGUUUGA